CGAUGUGUUUUCCGCUGUUGUGAUUUGUAGUCAUUUCAUUUAACUGAAGAAGAAGACAGUAGUACAGGGUGAAGUGUGGACUGAGACACUUGACAAACAUGAAUUUUAAAGUCCGGGCUGCAACUAAAGAAGACUGCAAAGACAUAUCGAGACUGAUAAUGGAGCUGGCGGUGUAUGAAAAAAUGCCUGACCAAGUGAAGAUAUCUCAUGAAGAGCUGGAGCGGGACGGCUUCUGUCAGAAUCCCUUCUUUGAAUGCCUCGUCGCAGAAGUGCCCGAGGAGCAUAAAUCUAAAGAAGGAUUCACAAUUGUUGGAUACGCCUUUUACUUUUACACGUACAGUACAUGGAAGGGGCGGACCAUAUAUUUGGAGGAUCUGUACGUGAUGCCAGAAUUCAGAGGAAGAGGCAUAGGCAAGGGUUUACUGUGCAAAGUCGCUGAGGUGGGGAAGAAUAAGCAGUGUGUGCGGCUGCAGUUGUCUGUGUUGGACUGGAAUACUCCCUCUCGGGACUUCUACGCUGCUAAAGGAGCUCAGGACCUAACCGACAGCGAAGGCUGGCACUUUAUACGUUUUGACAAACAAAGCAUGGACAAUUUAGCAAAUGAAGCUCCAAAAGAUUAAAAGUCUGCAAAUUAACUGUGUAACUUUCUGUGAACGACUGUGGCUGGUAAACAUUCACCCUGUAUGAGACAAAAUAAGCUGGACUGUACCUGGUUCCUCACUACCUUGUCUUUCUCCUGUUUUAUAAAAAUCAUGUCCUGAUUUAAACUUUUCAUAUUUACAAGGACCUACCUGUGAUUUAUAAAUACGAUUUUAAAUACUCUA
Epinephelus lanceolatus (giant grouper) is the source of this 824-nucleotide messenger RNA. Its product is annotated as thialysine N-epsilon-acetyltransferase-like. The record is from RefSeq and is a predicted model, not a curated record. Gene Ontology annotation, molecular function: N-acetyltransferase activity. Lineage: Eukaryota; Metazoa; Chordata; Actinopteri; Perciformes; Serranidae.